AUGGUGUUGGCCGACCAUAAACCUGAGGAACCUCCUGUGGCUGGUUCUGAUUGCCACGUGGAAGUAGGCGUCCUUGAGGUCGAGGGUCGCGGCAGUUCGUGCGAUGACUUUGCCCUUGGAAGCAAUGGCAGCAAACUCCUGGCGGUCCUCCGCUGGAAGCUGAUCCCUGAAUUUUUCAGCUGCCUGCCAGGAACAUGCAGUGGCUCUUCAUUCCCACUCUAUUCACCAUCAUAUAUAUGCAACAGGGCACAAAACAAUGGCCAUCGAGAAGCAAAGCCUGAGGAAAAAUCUGCAGAAGUCAGCGAAGUCCAUCAGCGUAAAGAAUUUUGUCACUGGCCAUGCAAAUGCCCACAUGUGCCAACCUGCACUCCUGGGGUGAGCCUGGUAAAGGAUGGUUGUGGAUGUUGUAAAAUAUGUGCCAAACAGGCAGAAGAGAUCUGUAAUGAAGCAGAUACUUGUGACCCUCACAAAGGACUUUACUGUGAUUACUCUGCAGACAGGCCUAGGUAUGAAACAGGAGUAUGUGCAUAUAUGAUAGCAGUAGGAUGUGAGCUCAAUGGAGUGUAUUAUGCCAAUGGCCAGGCCUUCCAGCCUAGCCCACUUUAUACAUGUCUCUGUAUUAGUGGUGCAAUUGGAUGCACACCUGUAUUCACCUCAAAGUCAGCAAUACACCAAUGCAUCCUGGUCAAGGGCAGAAAAAUGCCAGGACAGUCCAAUUGUGAUCCUGGACAACAGAAAGAGCUACAAUCAACAGCCAACAGCAUAAUGCCAGCUUACAGAAGUCUGCCACUUGUCUUGAAGGAGAAGUGCUUAGUACAGGCAACUUCUUGGACACCUUGUUCCAGAACCUGUGGCAUAGGAAUAUCCAACAGAGUGACCAAUGAGAACAGUAAAUGUGAAAUGAGAAAAGAAGAGAGACUGUGUUUGAUUCAACCUUGUCAGUCCAAUAUACUGAAGACUAUAAAGAUUCCAAAGGGAAAAACAUGUCAGCCAACAUUCCAGCCUUCCAAAGCAGAGAAGCUAGUUUUUUCUGGAUGCUCAAGCACACAAAGCUACAAACCUACUUUCUGUGGUGUGUGUCUGGACAACAGAUGUUGCAUACCUAACAAAUCCAAAAUGAUCACUAUACAGUUUGACUGCCCCAAAGAAGGCUCCUUUAACUGGAAGAUGAUGUGGAUCACAUCUUGUGUUUGUCAGAGGAUUUGUAGUAAUCCAGGAGAUAUAUUUUCUGCACUCAAGUUAUUAUAAGUUAUACCAUGGAUAGCAGUGUAUCUCCAGGAUAGUAGCACAUUCAUAGUUUUGAAGAGUUAGCAAAAGAGAAAACCCUUCCACCAAAACCAAACCGGUUGGCAUUCUUCUGUUAAAUACUCUGAGAACAUGGUUUAAAAACAACAUCUCUGUGCAUAAAAACUGGCACAUAAAAAUGUAAGAGUUAAACUGUUUGAAACCCUGAGUAUACAUGUGAGGUACACAUCAGUUAACACAGGUACAGUCAUGGUGUGAAAACUUGUAAUUUAAAAAAUACACAGGAAUGCAAGGAUGAGUUUGCUCCAUAUUUAUACAAAAACUUGUAGAAAUAGGUAUUUUUCCUCAUCCUCAAUAGAAAUUUAAAUUAAAGAAACACUGAAGCAAUUAAGUAGAGAAAGGAAUCUUAACUUUUCUGCUAUAACAUUUGAUCAUUCUUGAUUUACCAGAUAGCUAUUCUUACAGCUACUGAUACACUGUUAUGAAAAAAUCAAUCUUUUGUGAGCUAGAAACAAAAUGUAGCAUAUUCUAGCAUACACUACAAAUUAAUUUUAAGCUCAGAUUGAUUUGUGUAACAAUUCUUGUAUUUUACAUUUCAAGAUGCUGUGAAUAUAAAAAAUAUAUUUGCACAGGUACAAAUAAAAAUAUUUGUCAAGACGUAGGUUAGUUCACUUUAUCACCAAUGAUAAAUUUCUAAGCUUCAGUUUUAAAUGUAUACAAUUUGCCUUUUCAUAGCUGUCAUGAGUGGGGAACAAUCUUAUAAAAGGAACAAACACUACAUAUACAAUGAGAAGUAACCUCAUGAUCUUAUGCUGCAACCACCUGUGUUUCCAUUCUCUCCUCAUUAUUUUGCAUACUAUUUAUCCUAGACUGCUUUAGCCUUGGGGAUAGAAAACCCAUGGGUGAAGUCCUGGACUCACUGAAGACUAUGGCAAAACUCCUGGUGACUGUAAUAGGGAUAGCUUAAAAUUCUAUGUCUUUU
Messenger RNA from Pelodiscus sinensis (Chinese soft-shelled turtle), 2227 nucleotides. The record is from RefSeq and is a predicted model, not a curated record. NCBI's taxonomy places the organism in Eukaryota, Metazoa, Chordata, Testudines, Trionychidae.